GACACUGACUGUGCCGACAUUAUUGGAAAGUCUGCUGAUAGUAUUUAUAAAGCAAUGCUUGAGGAAGGUGACGACGACCCAAUGAUAUAUCCAGAUGAACUUGACAUGCUACUUGGUAAAAAGAUGGCGUUUAGGGCUAAAGUUCAGCCAACAUUUGGCCAAGCAUCUGUUUGGAAACUUUCUUAUGAUGAAGAGUUUGUAAAGGAAAUUGAGAAAGAUUAUAUUACUGAUGAAGGAGAUAGCAAAUCUUUAAACCAAAACCCAGUUGUUGAUCGUGUCGAUGAAUCCAUUGAGUCGUUGUCAGCAUAUGGAGAAAAUGAUCCUGAUAAAAUUGUGACCAAUACUCCAUCCAAAGGAAGUCCUGUUAAUCUUGAUGCUGUAGAUUCUGAAUUACAAGCGUAUGGUACUACCCAGCUCUCAGGAACCAAGCCUGCAAAGAAAGUUAAGAUUGAAUCUGAUGCAUGAAGACUCCACCAGAACCAUUUUAAUUUCCAUCAUUAUUGUUAUUUUGUGAUCUUUUCUUGACUGUUGUUUUAAUGUUUUGGUACAAGAUACACGAGUUAUGAUCCAUGGAUUAAAUAUCAAUU
Molecule: messenger RNA, 587 nt
Organism: Vicia villosa (hairy vetch)
Lineage: Eukaryota; Viridiplantae; Streptophyta; Magnoliopsida; Fabales; Fabaceae
Exons: 4
Coding region: 55-465 (136 amino acids)
Source: RefSeq, a predicted model, not a curated record